Dermatophagoides farinae (American house dust mite) is the source of this 2319-nucleotide messenger RNA. RefSeq names its product TRC8 ring finger protein (gene Trc8). Lineage: Eukaryota; Metazoa; Arthropoda; Arachnida; Sarcoptiformes; Pyroglyphidae. The record is from RefSeq and is a predicted model, not a curated record. Gene Ontology annotation, molecular function: ubiquitin protein ligase activity. Gene Ontology annotation, cellular component: endomembrane system; Derlin-1 retrotranslocation complex. Gene Ontology annotation, biological process: ERAD pathway; proteasome-mediated ubiquitin-dependent protein catabolic process.
UUUCUUCACUUUGUCAUCAAUAAAUCGAUCAAUAUCUCUGUGUUUAAAUUCAUCAAAUAAAAAACAUUGUAAACGAACGAUUAAAAUUUUGUGACAAGAGAGAAAAAAAAACGAAAUUUUAUAUAAUAUCUUUAGCAGCAAAACAAAAAACUUUGGAUUGAAGAACUUUUGAACUAGACUAAACAAAAUGCCCAGUACAAUAAAUGUAAUGAUGUCUUCACCAAUUAGACGCCGUUUAUAUCGUAUAAUGGAUAUUAUACUUCGUGUACCACCAUUAUUUAUAAUGGAUUCAAUAUUUUUAAGCAAUAUGAAAAUCGUACCAUUUCCAGAAUUAUUAUUCAAUUUAAUAUUCACUAAUACAAACUCAACAAAUUCAACAGUCUUUCAUCUGUUAUAUGAUAAACAAUCAAUGAUUACAACAACAUUGACUAGCCAUCAUCAUGAUUCGAAUCUUAAUUCCAUACAAUUUCAGGCAAUAUUGAAUAAUGCAUCUGCAAUUAUUAUGGCAUUAGUAUUUGUUGCAUCAAUGACAUUAUUUUUAUUACCAACCGAAUAUUUAUUUCAAUUCUAUAAAUGGAUAUUAUCCAUUGUGACGGCAUUAUUAUCCUAUAUUCUUAAUGAUCAUUAUGUAACAUUAAUGUUUACCAAUAAUGAUGCCAAUGGCAUUGAUCUACAACAACAAUUAUCAUUAACAAAUGGCAUACAUUAUAUGUUUAUUACAAACUAUAUUUGUCAAAUGGUAUUAGCCAUAUCAUUCAUCUAUUUAACCGGAAUAUAUAAAUCUAUCAUUCCAUUUGUUGCUGCAUUCUUUUUCAUUCUACCAUAUUAUGCAUUCUUUUUGACAAUGUUUAUUUCUAACAAAUAUUUGGUCUAUUUUCCAUCAAUCACAUUGGUCAUCUCUUUGAUAUAUAUACUGGUCACAUUAAUAUUGGACAUAAAGAAUAUAAUACAGGCAUUAUAUUUACAAUUUGUAUGGAUAAAAUCCUAUAUGAGAGAUUUAGGAUUAUUUGCAUUGAUUGAAUCAGAAUGGAAUCGUCUCCAUGUACCACAAAUAUUUCGUGUAUUCUGGAUUACACGAAUAACACAACAGGCAUUGUAUUUGAUGAUGGAGAAAUAUCCCACCGAAACAUCCGAUUCAUCCAUACUAUUCAAUGGUACGGCUGUAUUGGAUAAUGCUAAACAUCUGAUGGUUCGUGGAUGUGAAACUAUUAUUGCUGUACUUGGAAUGACAUCGGUAUUAUCCGGUAUCACUCAUCAAAUUGGCUGUAUGAUGCAAUCAUUUUUAGUACUUGAUGAUCCUGAUGAUCGUUCGAUUGGAUCAAUAUCGGCAAUAAUGUUUUUCAUACUUGCAUUACAAAAUGGCCUAACAUCGAUGGAACCGGAAAAACGAUUUUUACGUUUAUAUCGAAAUUUUUGCCUAUUAUUUACGGCCAUGUUACAUUUCAUACACAAUAUGGUCAGUCCAUUAUUGUUUUCAUUGAGUGCCUCAAGAAAUAUGUCACUAAAUCGACAUUUACGAGCUUUAUCUGUUUGUUCAUUUUUAAUUAUAUCACCAUAUUUGUUUCUUAAUUAUCUUUGGACCCAUCAUACUAUUUCUACAUGGCUAUUGGCCGUUUCAGCAUUUGGUAUUGAAGUUAUUGUUAAAGUCAUAAUUACAUUGUUGAUUUAUACAUUAUUUAUGAUUGAUGCUUUCCGUACAUCAAUGUGGGAACAAUUGGAUGAUUAUGUUUAUUAUGUUCGUACUAUUGGUAAUUUAAUUGAAUUUGUUUUUGGUAUAUUUCUUUUCCUUAAUGGUACAUGGAUUCUUAUUUUUGAAUCUGGUGGUACAAUACGUGCAUUGAUGAUGUGCAUUCAUGCUUAUUUCAAUAUAUGGUGUCAAGCAAUUGCAGGUCUUAAAACAUUUUUCAAACGAUAUCAAGCAUUACGUAAAAUCAAUUCAUUACCAGAAGCAUCACCAGAACAAUUACAACAAUUUGAUGAUGUUUGUUCUAUUUGUUAUCAAGAAUUAACAACAGCACGUAUUACAAAAUGUAAUCAUUAUUUUCAUAGUGUUUGUCUACGUAAAUGGCUUUAUCUACAAGACAUUUGUCCAUUAUGUCAUAAAACAUUAUAUAUUUGAGCUUGAAAAUUUCAUUUUCGUUUUAUUUUCAUUAUAAUUCACCAUACACAACAUUUUUAUUUCGUUUAUAUAUCUGUGAUUAUUGUCAUUAGCCACACAUUGAAUUCCACUGCUGCUGAUACUGCUAAAUCUUUUUUUUUUUUUUUUUUGCUUAUAUAAAACACAAAAACAAAACAGUAGAAAAAACAUUUAUUUUUUUC